Colletotrichum tamarilloi is the source of this 261-nucleotide messenger RNA. RefSeq lists its product as uncharacterized. Lineage: Eukaryota; Fungi; Ascomycota; Sordariomycetes; Glomerellales; Glomerellaceae. The record is from RefSeq and is a predicted model, not a curated record. Bases 1 to 261 code for a protein of 86 amino acids. The transcript is spliced from 2 exons.
AUGUAUGUACCAACAUGCCCACUGCCUACUUACAGCAAGGUUCCUAAGCUCCUCACUCAAUUCCAACCGCGAAAGCGAAGCAGGUAUGCCUUUGUUGCUGUGCUCACAUCAACCCCUCCGAGGAGUAGGCACGGCAUCGACCGCCCGAGAAAUAUUGUUCAGACGCUUGCGUUCCUGAGCAAAGACCUGCGUAGUCGCGACGAAUUACAAUACGACUUGUCCAACAAAUACGCAGACGGGAAGGAGGAUGACGACCGUUGA